This is a messenger RNA of Mercenaria mercenaria, 5499 nucleotides long. RefSeq names its product protein mono-ADP-ribosyltransferase PARP4-like. Lineage: Eukaryota; Metazoa; Mollusca; Bivalvia; Venerida; Veneridae. The transcript is spliced from 36 exons. The coding region runs from base 163 to 5499 and encodes 1778 amino acids. Gene Ontology annotation, molecular function: protein binding; NAD+ poly-ADP-ribosyltransferase activity. The record is from RefSeq and is a predicted model, not a curated record.
CUCAAUCAUCCAAACGCUUAUUACUGUAUGUAUUAAACAAACAGUAACUAACCCAGAUUUCUUGAUGUGUAUUGUUGCGGAAGUGUUGAAUAUUUCCUUAUCUAAAGUGUUUUGCGUCGAGUUUUGCAUGUAAGCUAUAUGUGAUUACAGAAUAAACAGAAAAUGGCAUUGUUUGAAGGCUGUCAGAUUGUUCUAGAUUUGACCACAGCUGUCAAGUUUAAAGAAAAAACAGCUAUAAGAAAGGAUAUAACAUCAAAUGGAGGCAUCGUUUCUUUCAUUGUUACUAAAAAGAGUACACAUGUUGUGUGUGAUGAUAGCAAGAAGGCAGAAUUCUCAUAUAAAUGUAAAAUGGCGGCCAAGUACGGUUUUCCGGUUGUGUCUGUAGACUGGAUCAAGAUGAGUAUUGAAGCCGGGCACCAGCUCAGUACAGAUGACUAUUUGAUGGCGGGAAAAUCUAAAUCUGAGGGACUCAAGGAAGGAAAGAUAUCAGCCUCCAGAUUUCAGAAAAAGGACAAAAAGAAAAGUAUCAAACCCUUUAUUAACAUAAGCAGCUUCAAGAUGUGGAAACAAGAUGACAAAAACUGUCCUACUUUCACCAAGGAUUUCCAAAUUGCAAAAUUUGCCCUCUUUAAAGGGGAGAAGACAGAAAAGAAGGUACGAAAAACAUUUGCUGUUCUAGAAGUCCAUGUUGAUGAAACAUUCAGUGCAGGUAACUCUGGCACGAGCCAUAAAUACAGAGUUACCUCCCAUUCUGGUACACUGAACACUGUGGAAAAAGGGGCACCGGGCACAACAGAAUUCAGGUUCUGUAACACAGUAGAUGAGACUUUGGCAGUAUUCAGUCAUUUAUACAGAGAACAGCAGCAACUUGGUAUGACCUUGACCCAUGACCUUUUCUCCAGGCAUAUUGGAUCAGAAAAAUUUAAACAGAUGAUGGGGGAGCUAGGUUUGGAGUGUGGCAGUAUGACAGAAGAUGUUGGAUGUCUGGUAGAACAUAUAUGGCUAGAAGCUAACGAGGAAGUGGAAACAAUUCUCUCCAGUAAUGUCACCAGUAUCAAGGAAGAACAGAUUAAUAAAGCUGAAGCCAUUUUGAAGCAGAUCAAGUCUGCCCUAGACAGCGGGGAUAGCAGUAAGAUUUUUAAGCUGAUGAAUGAGUUCUAUAUUGCACUCCCCCACAGGCAUCAGUAUAGAGUGAUGGUACCUACUAAAUACUGGUUGUCAAGGAAACAAGAUAUCUGUCAGCUGGUGAAGGACAUGAUAUCAGUUAGUGAAGCCACAGACUUCUCCCUGCGAGCAAGUACACCAGCUAAAUAUAGAGCUCUAAGAUGUGGGAUUGACAGUUUAAGUACAACAAGUACUGAAUUCCAUACUGUCAAACAGCUGAUAGAGGAGUCACUAACUGGAGACUGUACUAUAAAAAUUCAGGCAGUAUUUGCUGUGAAUCGUCCAGUGGAGAGCACCAAUUUCACAUGUGAUAUUCCCAAUAAACAACUUCUCUUCCAUGCUUCCAAGGCCAAUAAUAUCGUAGGAAUCUUGUCAAGAGGAUUAUUAAUGCCUAGAGUUGUGGUUGACGACCAUGGAGGUACAAGGUCUGAUCCAGGCAUGCUUGGUUCAGGAAUUUACUUCGCAAGUGCAGCCAGUACUAGUGUGGGCUAUUCCUCUCCAAGUCAAAAGAAGGGUACAAGAUUCAUGCUAGUUAGUGAGGUUGCCCUUGGCAACUGCAAAACUAUGUAUCAAAAGGAUUUGACCUUGACCUGUGCACCUGAAGGUUACCACAGUAUUCAUGGUGUGAAAACAUCUGAAGAAUUUCCGUCUGCUUUCAAGAAUGAUGAGUAUGUUGUGUACAGUCCGGAUCAACAGAGACUGAAAUAUCUGGUGGAGUUUACAACCGAUACUGAUGUGAUUAAAGAGACUUUUGAAGAAUAUGUAAAUACAGAGGAAAUAUCAGAGUUAGAUGAUGAAGAUGCUAAUGAAAUCAGUCUGAAAGAUGUCAAGGACAUUGUUGACCCUAUGUCAAAGGUCAAGGCUGGUCUUGUUUGUAAUGAUGAUGUGCCUGUGAAUCUUAAAUCUGUACAUGUCAGAGCAAAAUUGAUGGACCUUGCAUCUGAGGUGAUAGUUCUUCAAGAGUAUGAGAACAACAGUAAGAAUCCACUGGAGGCAAAAUAUGUCUUCCCGCUGGGGGACCUUGCUGCUGUGUGUGGGUUUGAAGCAUUUAUCAAUGGUAAACAUAUUGUUGGUGAGGUGAAAGAGAAGGAACAAGCUCACAAAGAAUAUAAGAAAGCAAUCAGUGAAGGUCAUGGUGCCUACCUCAUGGACCAAGAUGAAGAAACACCUGAUGUGUUUACUGUAAGUGUUGGCAAUCUUCCACCAGGAGCUACGGUCUUGAUCAAGAUCACAUAUGUGGCAGAAUUACAGGUAGAAGGGGAGAUGGUUAGUUUCAGAUUGCCAGGAAGUGUCGCUCCAUGGAAGAAAGAUUCUUUAAAGGAAACUACACAGCAUGAAACUGAGACAGUGGAGGUCACACAAGGGGAGACAAGUGUGCAGGUUUCAAUAGAGAUGCCCUUUGACAUCAGGUCAAUUGAAUGCCCCUCACAGAAGAUCAAAGUCAAGAGGACAUUAACAAAAGCCACUGUAGAGAUGAUGGAAGGGGAGUCUAUUGCCGAUGGGUUCCAGCUUCUGAUUGGUCUAGCAGAAAUACACGUGCCUAGAAUGUGGGUCGAGAGAAAACCAGAUGACCAAAAUCACCAGGCAUGUAUGCUGACAUUUUACCCGGAAUUUGAGGCCUGUGAGUCGGAUGAUGUCAGUGUGAUUUUACUUCUGGACCUGUCAAACUCUAUGAAGGGUGAUGCCAUCAUCAGUGCCAAGAAAGUCUUGCUGCUGACUCUCCAGCAUUUACCCCCUACAUGGAACUUUAAUGUUGUUGUGUUUGGAACAGCAUGGAAAGAAUUGUUUCCAUCUUGUGUUGUGAAAACAGCAGGAAAUAUGAGACUAGCAUCAGAGUUUGUCAUGAGUCUUUCAGCAACUAUGGGUAACACAGAGGUUGUGCGACCAUUGCAUACUUUUUACCUCAUGAAACCGGAGAGCUCCAUGCAGAAUGUCCUCUUGAUCUCUGACGGACACAUGAACAACUCGGAACUGUUGCUGAGCAGUGUCAGGAAAAAUUGCCAACAUACCAGGAUAUUCACAGUUGGAGUUAGUGGCACUGCAGACAGACAUUUACUAAGAGCGUUGGCUAGAGUUGGUGCAGGAUCCUUCGAGUACUUUGAUACCAAAGUUAAAUCUAAAUGGGAAAUGAAGGUUAAAUCUCAAAUCAACAAGGCUGCCCAACCAGGACUGACAUCUGUAAAUGUUGACUGGGAACAGCACGGAGCAGACGUACCAUCUCCUGUACAAGCUCCUCGACAAAUCACGGCACUCUUCAAUGGUUCCAGAUCAGUUAUAUAUGGAUAUGUACCAAACUGUACAAUGGCAACAUUGCGAGCAAGCAUAGCCGGGGAAGAAGUUUCUACAAUGGUGUCUACUUCAGAUCUCAGCAUUACAGAUGGAAAUAUUCUUCAUCGUUUAACAGCAAGAGCAAUAAUCAGUGACUGGGAGGAUGGAGUUCUCUCUGCUGACCGUACUGACCAUGAGAUAGUGAAGAUGAACACCAAGGACUAUAUUAUAGAGCUGAGUAAACAGUAUACUAUAGUAACACAGUUCACCAGCUUUGUUGCUAUAGAGAAAAGAGAUAAGGAUGAGGAGAAAAAGGCUAUAGAUGCACCCUCUAUGUCAGAACUGGUGGAACGAGAAAAUGUCGACCAGCUUCAGUAUAUGGGCUUUGAAGAGGAGAAGAAGCCAGAGGUUGAUUAUGAGAAGGCAAUCGAUGAUGUACUUACUAAUGUAAGGCUGAACUUUGACUCCUCUGAUAAACAAAUUGACUUCCUGAAGGAAGGAAUCAGACUGGCUCAAGAGAUCACAGAUAAUGAGUUACAGACUGAGAAAAUGUUGAUGCUUGAAGAAGCAUUUGACAGCUGGGACCUGGAUGAUAAAGUUGACUUCAGUCAGGCAUUUGGAACUCAAAGAAUAGGGAAUCCAAAAACGCAGAAGACUUCUCACUUAUUUGUCAAAACAUUGACGGGGAAGACAGUUAGUAUGGAUUUGGAUGCCUGCAGUACUAUAGCUGAUGUAAAGGCACUGAUUCAAGACAAAGAAGGAAUACCACCAGAUCAACAGAGAUUGAUAUUUGCUGGAAAGCAGUUAGAAGAUGGUAGAUCACUGCAGGACUAUAACAUCCAGCAUGAGUCAAUGUUGCAUCUUGUGUUAAGACUGAGGGGAGGUCCUGGAGAUGAACCUGUAUUAAAGAGAAGGAUAGCCAGAUCAGCUGUAGCAGAAAAAAAGGAGGAACAAUCUGAUAUGCUUGCUUCCCUUAGAUGUAUGGCAGUGGAUAUGGGAGAAGAACUUGAAAAACAAAAUGAGCUGUUAGAUAGUAUUAAUACUAAGUCGCACAGUAAAAGUUUGGCCUUUAAUGAAGAGGAGGCUGAUUAUGAAGAGGAGGCUGAAUUGUGUUUUGAAGCAGAGACCGCAAUGAAAGAUGAGUAUGAGUCUGAUGACAAUUGGGAUGAAGAUUCAGAAUCAACGGAAUCCGAAUGUGAAUCACUAUCUCCAUUUUAUUUACAAUCAUCAUCAGCAGUAGAAUAUCUUAAAUCAGAUGAUUCAAGUCCUAGAAAAGUGUCAGAAGAUCAUGUGAAAAUGAAAACUUUGGAGAAAGUUUCUUCAGCUGAUAAGGUUAUGAAAGCAGCAGAUAGUGAGAGUGAAGAAUCAGAGGAAGAAAUGGGAUUUAGCCUGUUUGAAUAUGAUGCUGGUGUCAGAUACAUGUAUAACCGAUAUUCUAGCACUGGUCAGUCUACUGAAACAACAAGAAAUGGAGUUGUUGGGCCAGUGACAAAAGCUAAAACUGCUGUACGAGAUGAAGAUAGAGACAAGGGAAGUCCUCCUACUAUGGUUAAAUUUAGCGCAGUGCCAAAAGCUAAAUUCAGGAAGGCAGCUGAAUUCGGUGCUCCAGAUAUUUCCAGCUAUUUGAAAAGUAGUAGUUCUGCUAUGCGUGCAGAUGGAGCAAGGGCAGAUGAACCUUACGGUAUGACUGAGUUUUAUGCAGAAACCUAUGAACCUGAAGAUUUAUUAGAAGAAGAUGUGUGUGCAGACACAGCCUUUUAUGCACAAGGCUGUGAAGAUGUAUGUUUAUAUGAAGAUGUGUAUGCAGACACAGACAUUUCAGAGGCAAUAAGUAUGGACAUGGCAAAGAUGGAUGACCAUGCUGAACUUGAAGCUGAAUUAGAUGAACUUACAGCAGAAGAGAAAGAAGGAAUGACAGUGAAAGACUCAGCUAAAAUGCCAGCAGCAGAUGGAAGAGCAAUUAAAGAACCACAAGUGGCUUUACAAGAAGCUGGAGUUUCCAGAUUUAGUGACAUGAGAAUGGAUGGAGAAGAGGCAAAGUUACGUUUGAGAAAGGUAUCUGAUUAA